UCCACUCCAGCGAGCUCAUUGUCUCGCGUCUACAUGUUAGCACUAUAGCAGGAGCGAGACUUGUUGCUGAGACAUUCGCGUGCAUGCGUUUGAGGAUACCUCACGUGAGAUCCUGACUUCUCCCACAAGUUCCACGCAGCAGUGUAGUCUCACUAAUUCGGAGCUAGUGCAGAGUUAGAGGUAGCGUGUGUGUCAGUGUUUCGCUUUACGCGUCUGCCAUGGCUUACCACGCCGAAUUCAACAUGUCUCAGAGGAAGAGAGGUGCUGUUGAGAUGGAACCACCGAGUCCUGAUCCACGUCUCAUAACGUACUACCUCGACCCGUGUAGGCGUGCCAACCAUGCUCGGCAUCAACAUAACGCCUCGGAGGAGUGCGAGCCACCUAGUGUGAAGCGGCUAACGCCGAACCCGCAGGCAGCGCCGCCUACGCCGGGCGAGCUCACGGUGGCGACGGAUCACCUCAGUAGUCUCCACAUCAGAAACGCUUCAUUCAGGAAUCCAAGCCUCGAAUCGAUGCCCAGCACACACAGGACGUCACCGCUUCCUGUGCUAAGCUGGGCAGAUUCUGGUGAGAUGUGGUCACUAAUGUGCAAGAAGGAUUGUCUGUAUAAGAGAGACAUUCGAAUGUUAGACCACCAUCCAAGCCUUCAGUCUCGCAUGAGAGCCAUACUACUCGACUGGUUGAUAGAGGUGUGUGAGGUUUAUAAACUGCAUCGGGAGACUUACUACCUAGCCGUUGAUUACAUCGAUCGUUACCUGACUGUUGAAACUAACAUUCCGAAACAGCAGCUACAACUUAUAGGAAUCACAGCACUGUUUCUCGCGUCAAAGUUAGAGGAGAUUUAUCCGCCGAAGCUGACAGAGUUUGCCUACGUCACCGACGGCGCGUGCAAGGACAACGAAAUCCUCGAUAAGGAACUCGUCAUGUUGAAGAAGCUAAACUGGGAUCUUACUCCGAUGACCGUUAACUCGUGGCUAAACAUCUACCUGCAAGUGACGAACCAGGACAACUGUCAGGAAGGUGACGACGCGUUGCAGGUGCAAUACUCGCCACAGGUGUUCGUCCAGUUAUCACAGCUCAUAGACCUGUGCAUGCUGGACAUCGGCUGCCUACAAUUCUCCUACAGCGUCGUCGCAGCUGCUGCCCUUUAUCACUUAUCGUCGGAACACGUGGCGCUAUCUGUCUCUCGUUUCAAGUGGCUCGACAUCAAACCGUGUGUGAACUGGAUGGCUCCGUUCUCGACGGCCGUGAGAGACAACGGCGGCGUCGACCUCAAGCAUUUCCAGCAGGUGUUCACCGACGACUUUCACAACAUCCAGACUCACGACGUCGACCUGCCGCUGCUGGAGAGGGCGCAAGCACGACAACUAGAGAUCCAGCAAUCUUCCAGGUCCAGCCCUGUGAUGGGAUUACCUGCUAGUGCUGGGAUGCUCACUCCGCCAGAAAGUGGGAAGAAAGAGCCGCCACAGUCGCUAUAGCAAUAAUAUCUACGGUAACAACAGUCACAACCUGUGUACAAGUCCGGAGCGCAGUCACACGCUGGCAAUGUGCAAUUUAUCUUCUACGACUCUUGUUCUAAACAGUCCUUUGUUAUAGAUGUGUACACAAGCCUAGAAGGCAGUACGUAGCUGCAUUAGGUUACUUCCAUAGUCAGAUAUAACAUAGUUUUAAUAUGUGUAAAUUUUAUAUGGCCUUGUAUGAAGUUUUUAUCUUGUGUCCACAUAUUGUUACAUCCAGUGUUGAGAGCAUAUUAUUUUAAUACCUGGGAUUCCAUUUUCCCUUCUUAAUGCCUGUCUACUGCCAUUCCAUUUAGUAACCCAUUAUAACAUUUGGUGCCUCUAGUGUCUCCUUUUUGUAUAGAAAUUGGGAAUAUAGGUGGGAAGCAGCACCAGGUACCUCUGCACGUAUGACCGCAAACGAGUCUUUCAUAUAAGUAAUCAUAAGUGCUUAAGUAUUUGUUGUCUUCCGUUGUGCAGAAAAGCAUGUUACAUUCAUACAUGCAUGUGUCACCCACCACCUGUACCAGAGGUUAGGGCAAUUGAAACUGAAGCAAGUUUGACACAAGGAGUGAAAUGAAAUGAGAGUAGAGAAUAUUUAUUUAUUAUAAAGUCGGCUGAAUCUGAUACGUACAUGUCCUUGCAAUUUAAACAGCCGUGUGCAUGCUAGCAAGAUGAGGAGCUGCAUGAGUAGUGGGUGUUUAUCAUUUGGUGACGGUGAAGUUACAGAAGCGGAGACAAUUAACAAUAUUCACUAGUUAUCUCACGUUGUGAGAUUUACACCAAAUAUAGAUUUGUAUAGCGAGGGAAACCAUAUCAAUGAAAUUGGAGAAUUGGUGAUUUAUUUACCCAUACGUUGAUGUGUUCGUUGAGUGUUGAAUUGAAUGCUUGUAAAUAGAGAGGUGUGUAUUUAUGUUUAUGCUUCACACAGUUAUGCCCGUUUUAACUGCCAAAAUACGAUGCAAAUGGCGACUUGCACGUCUAUAUAUACUGACCACGACCACUCCGUGUUUAAUCCGAGUAGUGAGGCUUAAUCGCAAAAUGAAAUGUAGGAAGAGUUUGCCUAAUAUAUUGCUAUAUAUACAGAAGCCAAAUCAACAUAUAAAUGAAAUAUGCAGAGCAAUGUGGAGUGCUACGCUUCAAGGGGACCAAGUUUUAGUGCCUAAAUGUUAUGGAUUUAUAUCGUAGGGCAGGGUUCGAUUAAGCAUGUUUUUGCACGAACACCACUGCGAAUUUAUACAAUUAACACUUUUGUCCAUGUUUAUAUUAAUUGUAAAAAAUGAAGUUUUACAUUGUAAAAUGUUUGUAAAAAAUGUAUGAAUAAAACUGUUUAACUUUGUAA
Molecule: messenger RNA, 2838 nt
Organism: Priapulus caudatus
Lineage: Eukaryota; Metazoa; Priapulida; Priapulimorpha; Priapulimorphida; Priapulidae
Product: G1/S-specific cyclin-E-like
Exons: 10
Coding region: 219-1478 (419 amino acids)
Biological process (GO): G1/S transition of mitotic cell cycle; regulation of cyclin-dependent protein serine/threonine kinase activity
Cellular component (GO): cyclin E1-CDK2 complex; centrosome; cytoplasm
Molecular function (GO): cyclin-dependent protein serine/threonine kinase regulator activity
Source: RefSeq, a predicted model, not a curated record